CAAACAAACAAAACCUAAACAAAAACAUACUAUACACUUUGACGCCUUAUUUAAAUUUGACGCGAGUGAGAGCGAGAGAGAUGCACAAUCAAAUAUCCGAAUUCACUUUUGACUAAACCAUCCCCAAAUUUACAUUCGACUCCACAAACUCCAUCAUAUUACAAAACCGUCGUCCGUCUUCCUAUAAAUACUCGAUUGAAUCCUCGGCCUCCGACCCACACUCCGAACCUGACCUGAAACCCUAAAAAUGGAGGGGGCCACUUCGAGCGCGAGGGACGAAGCGCGGUACCGCGGCGUUCGGCGGCGGCCGUGGGGCAAAUUCGCGGCGGAGAUUCGCGAUCCGACGCGGCAGGGGGCGCGGCUGUGGCUGGGAACGUUCGACACGGCGGAGGGGGCGGCGAGGGCCUACGACAGGGCGGCGUUCAAGCUCAGGGGCCAUUUGGCAAUAUUGAAUUUCCCCAAUGAGUACUAUUCUCAGCUCGCCAUUCCGCCGUACCGUCCGCCGCCGCCACCGCCGCCGCGAUACGGCGGCUAUUGCUCGCCGGCGGACAAGAUUGAGCUCGAGUGUCUGGACGAGGGCUUGCUCGAGAGGCUCCUAGAAUCCUCCGAAAAAUGAAAAUAUUAUAAUUAUAUAUAUAUAUAUAUAGAUAUUGUGGUAUGAUGAAUUUGGUCUUUGUUGUUCUACGUGAUUUUCGAAUUAAUGUACAUUUUAUGGAAAAUAAUAAA
This is a messenger RNA of Andrographis paniculata, 726 nucleotides long. RefSeq names its product ethylene-responsive transcription factor ERF098-like. The transcript has a single exon. The coding region runs from base 248 to 616 and encodes 122 amino acids. Gene Ontology annotation, molecular function: DNA-binding transcription factor activity; DNA binding. NCBI's taxonomy places the organism in Eukaryota, Viridiplantae, Streptophyta, Magnoliopsida, Lamiales, Acanthaceae. The record is from RefSeq and is a predicted model, not a curated record. Gene Ontology annotation, biological process: ethylene-activated signaling pathway; regulation of DNA-templated transcription.